Messenger RNA from Hypanus sabinus (Atlantic stingray), 1262 nucleotides. Its product is annotated as aquaporin-4. Gene Ontology annotation, cellular component: plasma membrane. Gene Ontology annotation, biological process: transmembrane transport. The record is from RefSeq and is a predicted model, not a curated record. Bases 1 to 828 code for a protein of 275 amino acids. The transcript has 5 exons. Gene Ontology annotation, molecular function: water channel activity. NCBI's taxonomy places the organism in Eukaryota, Metazoa, Chordata, Chondrichthyes, Myliobatiformes, Dasyatidae.
AUGACAGAGCUGAGGAGUCGCAGGUUCUGGCGUUCAGUCUUAGCAGAGCUGCUCGGCUCACUGAUCUUGGUCUCAGUUAUCCUGGGAGCCUCUGCCCCUGGGCAGGAAGGUGGAGCUUCGGACCUGAUGCAGGUGGCUGUGGCUGCUGGCUUUUCAGCACUCAGCCUGAUCCACUGCUUUGGAGAAAUCAGCGGCGCGCAGAUGAACCCAGCUGUCACCCUCGCAUUCCUGUGCACCAGGAAACUGGACUUCCUCCAGUUUGUGUUCUACCUUCUGGCGCAGUGCCUCGGCGCAGUGAUUGGAUCAGGGAUCAUCUACAUGUCACUCCCAGCCAAGUCAACAUCAAGACUUUUAGUCAACAUGAUCAACAAAGAUGGAAAUGCAGGCCAAGCACUGGUGAUGGAGAUUUUUGCCACGUUCCAGCUGGUUUUCACAAUAUUUGCUGUGGAUGAUCAUCGACGCAGGGAAGUGGGAGAGCCUGGAAAUUUGGCAAUAGCCUUUAGUCUGACAACUGGAAUCCUGGCAUCGGGAAAGUUCUCAGGAGGCAGCCUGAAUCCUGCGAGAUCACUUGGACCAGCUGUAAUCACCGGAUUCUGGGAGCAUCACUGGGUGUACUGGAUCGGCCCCAUUCUUGGUGCUGUUCUCGGUGGUAUUUCUUACGAGUUCUGUUUUGCCUCCAGUGCCUCCCAAGAGAAGCUCAUUGCCUGUAUCACCUGCAAAGAUAUUGAGAUUGUGGAAACGGCCAGUGUGUCACGUUCAUCAUUGCUGACAGUCACCCAGUCCGCAAUGCGAGUGAAACCAACGGCAAAAGUGCAGGACCACAGUUAAAAUGAACAUGAUACAUCUGUCUCCUUACUUAUGUUAGUAGCCUGACUUUAAAGGGAUUGUUUUUGUGACUCUAUACUAGAGAUGUGGUUGGCCACAAAUAUUAGUAAAUGAAGAUAUAUUAGAGUUAGCACCUGUGACAUUCCAUAGAUGAGAGCACUAGCUAGUGUGGUACUAGUUUAUACAGACCAGAAAGUUGUAAACCAAAUACUCUGACAAGUGCGGACUUAGAUAAUCUCACCAGAUCAGCAGUUGGGGAAUAAUGUUAGUGUCAGGGUUUUGGGAAGACAUAAGAGAUGAUGGCACAGUAGUUAAAUUGUUAUGGUCAUUAUGCAGAAGCCUAAAGUACCGAUCCAAAGAUAUGAAUUCAAUUUCCACCAUCAUGGUAAUUGAAUUAUUUGCUAAUGUCAACAAUAAUGGCACAAACCCCAUUUUGU